GUUUUUUUCCUGUUAAAUCUCAGCGUUUGUUUGAUUAGUGCAUGAUUAAACUAGCGGCUGAUAUCCCGGUAUAUUCCUUAUUUAUUUAUUUUUUACUACGAAGCUCUAGGAUGAGCAUAAAGAUCGCCUGGCCUAAGGGGACCGUUGGGAACAGUAAUUCACUUCAGGUAGAGGAGGCCGGCAUCAGAGAGAUCCCUCCGGACAUGCAGAGGGACUGAGGCGGCGGUACUAAGCAGUUUCCCUCCGAGAGUCGAUACCCCCCUACAAGCUGCAACUGCGAUGGCGGACCCCAGGCCAGAGUCCUCCUCCCCUGCGGAGGCGCCGCUGCGCUCCCCAGCCACCCCAUUCUCCCUUUCCUUCCCCAUUUUGAGGGAGGGAAGUCGUGUGUGGGAGCGCAAGCCGCCUCAGCUUGGGGAACUUCCCAGCCCGCUGCCCACCAAGCGCACCCGCACCUACUCAGCCACGGUACGAGCCACGUCGGGGCCCACCUUCAAGGGCAUGUGUAAGAACUUCUCCAGGUCACAGGGUCAUGGAUUCAUACGUCCCUCUAAUGGUGGUGACGACAUCUUCGUUCACAUCUCCGAUAUCGAGGGGGAAUAUGUGCCCAUGGAGGGCGACGAGGUGACCUACAAGGUGUGCCCCAUCCCGCCGAAGAAUCUGAAGAUCCAAGCCGUGGAGGUGGUCAUCACUCACCUGGCCCCGGGGACGAAGCACGAGACCUGGUCAGGCCAGAUAAUCAGCUCCUAGGCUUCUGAUUCGGCCUUCAGCUGUCGCCCGGUGGUGCGGCUUUUUGGGGGUGGGCGGGGGAUUAUGGGAAAGUGCUGGGCAGAAGCUUGGUGAGGAAGACAGGACACUGCUGAGAGAUUGACGUGGAGGUUUCAAAUUGCACAGACGCUGGAUGUGAAGGAGGAAGGCAUUAGAUCUGUUUUUAGGCAUGUUGGACUAGGGAUGUGUGUGGGAGGCAGGCAGGUGACGAAGGUGAAGGAGGAACCGUAGGCUGGGCAAACAAAUAAGUCGAUGCUUAUCUUUAUUUGUAUCUAUUAUUUAUCUAUUUAUUCUGAUGGUGUAUGUUGGAUCCAUGUUUGUUUGGGGUGCCUAUAUGGGUUUAUUUAGGAGUGAUGGGGUUAGACCUAAUCUCUUCAGCACUAUAACGGCGGGGUUUUGUCGCGGUGGGGGGGGGUAGUGGUUGAGCACAGCUUGUUAAAGGAUGCAGUCGGCGAUUCCCACAAUCACUACUCAUGGUGAACGGUUGACAAGAUAAAUCUUCAGAACUGUACUGUUGUCCUACUGAGAAUUUGGUCAAGGUGUCUUUUAAUAUACAUCAGCGAAAUACGUUGGAUUAACAUAACUGACACUGGUGAAAUGUCUGUCACGGCUGAAAUGAACGUAGCUGAUGGAGGACGUCAGGGUGUGGAGGUGUAGAUGUUCUCUGGUGUUCUCCUGUCCCCCGACAGCUGCUGUAUUUUUACUUCCUGGCCUGGGCGUUAAGGUGACAAGGCUGAGCGCAGCCAUAGAGGCUCACGGUGACACUGCCCACGUGAUUACCGGCUCUUCACAGCAGGAUGUGCAGACAAGCACUCAGUGCUCACUUCGUCAGAACUUUCCGUGCAUUAAUGUUAUUUGCUGUAAUUAUUAACAGGGUACAAAUCUGUUUCCUUUUUUUAGUAUGGAAAUGUUUAAAUGGUUUAACCCUUAAUGUGUUCAGAAUCAGUGCCCUUGAGUAAUUUAUACAGGCAAUACAUCACAAUGGCCUAUUUAUUUUUUAGUUUUGUGAAUAACUAAAAUGUUGUUUUCCCAGCACUAUUUAAGCGGUUAGUCCGCUGCAAUUGGUGUUAGCUCGGUCGAUCGUUAAUAAAUUCAUUAAUAAAAGGAUUUUCUUUUUUUAGCA
This is a messenger RNA of Paramormyrops kingsleyae, 1888 nucleotides long. The record is from RefSeq and is a predicted model, not a curated record. Lineage: Eukaryota; Metazoa; Chordata; Actinopteri; Osteoglossiformes; Mormyridae.